This is a messenger RNA of Nasonia vitripennis (jewel wasp), 1638 nucleotides long. RefSeq names its product retinol dehydrogenase 10. NCBI's taxonomy places the organism in Eukaryota, Metazoa, Arthropoda, Insecta, Hymenoptera, Pteromalidae. The transcript is spliced from 7 exons. The record is from RefSeq and is a predicted model, not a curated record. Bases 424 to 1341 code for a protein of 305 amino acids. Gene Ontology annotation, molecular function: oxidoreductase activity, acting on the CH-OH group of donors, NAD or NADP as acceptor. Gene Ontology annotation, cellular component: lipid droplet.
UCUCUCUCUCUCUCUCUCUCUCUCUCUCUCUCUCUUUCUCUUUCCCGGCGUUAUACGCGCUGUAGACUUAGGCGGAGAAACCAAUGAGUCCAGAGCGAGAGACAGCAAGCCGGUCGGAGCGAAACGAAAGAGCCACUCGCGCGUACCUCGCGCGCCAAAGCGGACGUUUCCUUGUAACCGGCGAGAUUUUGCGCGGAAGUGAGGCUCGAGUUGGUGAAGUUGUUCAGGGUGCUUUGGAAAUUGUUAAACUGGCUGAGGGUGUGGACUGGGACUUUUUCUUUUAAUUUCGAGGUCGAGGGUGAUGUUUUGGUGGAAGAGUUCGUUGUGGGGAACGUCGUAGUGAUUAUCAGCUCAGGUUGACGCUGUGACGAUUUGUGCGGGAUAGUUCUGAGCUGCGCUGGAUUACGAGUAAACGAGAAAACGAUGCUGACCGUAAGAGACGAGUCGGUGAUAUCGGGAGCAACGAUCAGCAGUCCCUCGUCUGCUGCCUGGUUCUACCUGAGCGUCGAAUUUCUCCUGGGCCUCGGCAUUUCCGGAUUCCUCCUCUUUCUCAGCGUCGUCAAGUCCUUUCUGCCGAAGCCUCCGCGCGAUCUCACCGGGGAUGUCGUAUUGGUCACCGGCGCCGCUUCGAAUCUGGGCAGUCACCUCGCCGAGGAAUUCGCACGCGGCGGUUGUUCGGUCAUCUGCGUCGACGAUGCUGGAAGCGACGUCGAGGCGACGGCCACGAGACUGCGCUCCAGGUAUCCAGGUAUCGAGAGGGUCGGACCUCAGUACCGCAAACAUCAGGACGAGGAUCGACCUCCCAGAGCCACGAGUCUUGCCUACAGCUGCGACUUGUGGGACCGAGAACAGAUCAAGGCUCUUGCCAAGAGGGUCAAGCAGGACAUCGGUAGGGUCGACGUGCUCGUCACCUGUGCGGGAAACUCCGAGCAAGGGAUCUUCGACACCGUCAGUCGCACGCUGAUGAGCCACUAUUGGACGGUGCUGGCAUUCCUGCCGUCCAUGCUGCAUCGAGAAAGAGCUCACGUUAUUGGAAUUACGCCAACCGUCUCGACAAAGGACGCUUACAUGAGCUCGAAAGCUGCGGUCGCAGGUCUGAUCGAGAGCCUGGGACAGCAAUUUAGCGGGCGGAACAAUAGACUGACUUUCAUGACUGUUGCGCCUAAGGCUGAGCCGAGUUUACUUCGGCAGAGCGAGGAGGAAAUCGCCAGAGAAGUGGUUCGAGCUGUUCAGAGAGAUCUGCCCUGUCUGAGCAUGAGUUGGGGUUCGAAACUGUUCUAUCGAUACAGUUGUAGACUGUACGACGGGAUCACGACUGUCACGAGGUGGCUCGACACGUGAAGAUUAAACGUAGUAACUGUCAUACGAAUUGUAUAAAAAUUCUCAUAAUAGUCAUGAACAUUACUUUCCAAAAUUGUAAUACCGCAUAACAUCGAACUGUCAGCGAAUUUUGUAUCAUCCUACACUCGUCAUUCAACGAUAUCAAUAUAAUGUAGUAUUAAUUAAGCAUAAUCCGAUAGAAGUAUUUCAUUAAUAUUAAUAUUGUCUAAGACUACCUGUACAUACGUCGUCAAAACGAAAGAACUGUAAGCGUUUUUAAUAAUCAAAGAAUAGAAUAUAUCAUAACAAAGCAUCCAA